Lacerta agilis (Sand lizard) is the source of this 1910-nucleotide messenger RNA. It is a transcript of the gene PTH1R, whose product is annotated as parathyroid hormone 1 receptor. Bases 136 to 1752 code for a protein of 538 amino acids. Lineage: Eukaryota; Metazoa; Chordata; Lepidosauria; Squamata; Lacertidae. The transcript has 13 exons. Gene Ontology annotation, biological process: adenylate cyclase-activating G protein-coupled receptor signaling pathway; intracellular calcium ion homeostasis; cell surface receptor signaling pathway. Gene Ontology annotation, cellular component: plasma membrane. Gene Ontology annotation, molecular function: peptide hormone binding; parathyroid hormone receptor activity; G protein-coupled peptide receptor activity. The record is from RefSeq and is a predicted model, not a curated record.
UCCCCUUAAACUCUGAAACCCCCCAUCAACAAACUGGGGUCUGCCGGUAACUCAAGGAACACGGCGACAGGAUUACCCCGGACAGUCCAGCCUGCUUGAGACUUCUUGGAUGUUGCAGAGAGUCUCUGUUUGGCUAUGGGAUCCUAUCUGGUGUAUCACAGCUUGGGUCUGGUCAUAUGCUGCUCGGUGCUUAGUUCCGUCUUCGGGCUGGAGGAUGUGGAUGAUGUCCUGACAAAGGAGGAGCAGAUCUUCCUGCUGCUCAAAGCCAAGGCCAAGUGUGAGCGCCAUCUAAAGGCCAAAGGACCCAAACUGCAAGAUGGGUUCUGCAUCCCCGAGUGGGACAACCUCAUCUGCUGGCCCGAAGGUGCCCCAGGGAAGACAGUGGCCAUGCCCUGCCCAGAUUACAUCUACGACUUCAACCACGAAGGCCAUGCCUAUCGACGGUGUGACCUGAACGGGAGCUGGGCUCUGGUGCCCAGCAACAACCGCACUUGGGCCAACUACAGCGAGUGUGCCAAGUUCCUCACCAUCAACACCACGGAAAGGGAAGUCUUCGAUCGCCUUUAUCUGAUUUAUACUGUCGGCUAUUCCAUCUCGCUGGGGUCCCUAACCAUCGCCGUCCUUAUCCUAGGAUACUUCAGGCGCUUGCACUGCACAAGGAAUUACAUCCACAUGCACCUGUUCGUCUCCUACAUGCUUCGAGCCAUCAGCAUCUUCGUGAAGGACGCUGUCCUGUACUCCGGCUCGGCGCUGGAGGAGAUGGAGCGGAUCUCGGAAGAAGACUUCAAGUCCAUCACGGAGGCACCUCCAGCAGACAAGUCCCAGUUGGUGGGCUGCAAGGUAGCCGUGACCUUGUUCCUUUACUUCCUGGCCACCAACUACUACUGGAUCCUGGUGGAAGGACUCUACCUUCACAGCCUCAUCUUCAUGGCCUUCUUCUCGGAGAAGAAGUACCUUUGGGGAUUCACGUUAUUUGGCUGGGGGCUCCCUGUUGUGUUCGUUACAUUCUGGGCGACCUUAAGGGCGACGUUUGCAGACACAGAGUGCUGGGAUUUGAGUGCUGGCUACUUCAAAUGGGUUAUCCAGGUUCCUAUCCUCAUAGCUGUAAUGGCAAAUUUUAUCCUUUUCAUCAAAAUUCUCAGAGUCCUCGCAACCAAACUCCGAGAAACAAACGCAGGCAGGUGCGACACGAGGCAACAGUAUAGGAAGCUGCUGAAAUCCACCCUGGUCCUCAUGCCUCUCUUCGGAGUCCAUUAUAUUGUUUUUAUGGCUAUGCCGUACACCGAAGUGUCAGGGAUCAUCUGGCAAAUUCAGAUGCAUUAUGAAAUGCUCUUUAACUCUUUCCAGGGGUUUUUCGUCGCCAUUAUCUAUUGCUUUUGCAACGGGGAGGUUCAAGCAGAGAUAAAGAAGUCGUGGAGCAGAUGGACGUUAGCGCUUGACUUCAAGCGGAAAGCUCGCAGCGGGAGCACCACCUACAGCUACGGGCCCAUGGUGUCCCACAGCAGCGUGACCAAUGUCACCGCGAGAGGCGGGGUCGCCCUGCAGCUCAAUUCGAAACUCCUUCCAGGAGCCCUCAACGGCCACCGGAACUUGCCGGGCUACGUCAAAAAUGGCUCCAUUUCGGAGAACUCUAUGCCUUCCACUGGACCGGAACAGUACAACAAAGACGAGGAGUAUCUCAACGGGUCGGGACUCUACAACGGAGACCGGCCAACGGUCCUUGUGGAAGAGGAAAAGGAGACGGUGAUGUAAAGGGGUGGGCGGGAAGAAUGGUCAGACGUCCAAAGGAGAAGUGACCCAGGAAGCGCUGGGUGUUCACAGGAAUCCCCGGCCAAUUACUGAAUGCCGAGGUUCUUCAGACAUUUCCCCCCCGGUUCUUCGGGAACGAGGUAUUGAGUUCUGUGGGGAAA